Molecule: messenger RNA, 1452 nt
Organism: Aethina tumida (small hive beetle)
Lineage: Eukaryota; Metazoa; Arthropoda; Insecta; Coleoptera; Nitidulidae
Exons: 4
Coding region: 179-991 (270 amino acids)
Source: RefSeq, a predicted model, not a curated record
ACUCAAAAUUAAAUAUUAUCAUAACAUUUUAUAGACGAACAAAAUGUUCUUGAAACCAAGGACUUAAACAAUAGGUAUUUGUUGGCAAACCUGUUACGGUAGUCGAAUUUUUCCUACUUGCUUUAUGUCAACAUUUUGACAGGUGUAAUGAAUAAUAGUUUCUAAUGUGUCUGAAAUCAUGACAAAUUACUGGUGGAUGCAUUGGUUCUGGAUAACAUGCUGCUUGUAUGUGUUCUUUGUGGAAGUGACUUUCACAGCCGUGAUUUCCACAACAAGUGAAUUGACACCAACAAACUCGAGCAAUGACACCCAACGGUCAGGAAAGUCUAUUGGACGUUCGAGCUACAUUCCAGCCACAACAGUUGCAUCUAUAAUCACUACCACAUUAACCACACCCCUCACUACAACUACUAAUAAAUCUCAUAAGCCUUCCUUUAAAAAACUCGAGAAAUUUGACUUAAUUACUAACAAGACACUAAAAGGAAAUACCAGUAAAGUGUGUGAUGAAACACACAACAUGACUGUGAUAAAUCAAACUAACACAACAGAUACCAAUAUAGAUAAUCAAAUAUUGAUCAACGCAAGUUUUAAUGCAAUAAACCACACAGACAAUUUAACAUACGUUGAGGAUGUUAACUACAAUCAAACGUUGGGUGAUAGACUCAAUGUAGAAACGGCCUCCCUCGAAAGCGACCUGUCUGGAAAUCUCUCAGCAGCUGGUAUUACUGGAAUAACAUUAGGUUGUGUUGUUGUUGUUGGACUUAUUUGUGGUAUCAGUUAUUUUCUGUAUCGUAACAGAAGCUUUAAUAGACCUCAGGUACUUAACGAUCGCUGCAGCAACCCAGACUCCAGUGGAUACAUCGAUGAUGCUUCAGUAAGAGAUAACUCUGAAGAGAUGUACAGUUUGGAUAAUGAUUCGUUUUUGAACAGCUUAGAGGCGAUGACUAUACAAAAUUAUUGGACAGAUACUGUAAAACAUACAAAGUUAUAGGAUCCCUGUUUUAGUUUCUGUACAUAAAUAUGACUUAUUUAAGUAUUUUAGAAUCUGUGAUGCAUAUCAAUAAUACAUAACAAUUUAAUUUUAAAUUAUAUAUUUUUCUAAAACUUAAAACUUGUAUAGACUUUCUUAUGUGAUGUUUAUUUCUUAAUUUUUCUUUUAUAUUGUUUUUUAUUGAUUUUUAUGUACUAUGUUUAUUUCGUGAAGUACAAAUAUUUUAAUGUAAAUAUGUUAUUCCAUUUUUUAAACAAAUCUUCCAAAUAAUUAAUUUAGCACUAUAGAUUAGUCUAUAAUUUAGGAAGUUAGUGUAGAGAAUAAUAUACACAUUUAUUUAUGUUAAAACUGUGCAAUAAAAUAGUUAUUAUUGGUUUGUUUUAAACUAAAUGUGAAUCAGGGGCAUCCCCGGCAUUUAAAAUGGUCCACUUAAUAUGAAUAAAUAGAAUAAAGUCCCCUAA